AUGGCUGAAUCCUCCGAAUCUGCGUGGCCGCAGCAGAGUCAGCAGCUGCAGAUUAGCAGCACAAUGCCGGCCGGUUCUGCAUGGCCGGAGGAGGAGAAUCUCGAGAAUCUCGAGCAGCCGCUUCCCCUGCUGAUGCCAUCGUCGGAGGAUCAUCGCGAGCAGCAGCUUGUUCCCGUUCCAUGGCUGCAGCAGGAUCAGGAUCAGGAGUGGCAUGAGCAGGAGCAGUUUCUUCCCCUCAAAAAUCAGAAUCAGGAGCAGCUUCAGGAUCAGCAACCUCUGCAGGAUCAGGAGGAGACGCGUAGAUAUUUGGGCGUGCCCGGAAUCCGGUUCGUGCCGUCGGAUAUAGAACUUAUCCUUGACUUCCUCCGGCCGAAACUACGCGGCGAGCAGCUGCCCAGCUACAGCUACAUGCAUGUCUGCGACGUCUACUCCGACCAUCCUAAAGAACUUACGAGUAAGCUGGGUCCCAGCCGCGAAGGAAACUGGUACAUGUUUUCACCUAGAAACCGGAAAUACAACAAAGGCAAAAGGCCUAGCCGAAGCACCGGUCAAUUGGGUUUUUGGAAGUCGACUACCAAGAACGAGGCCGUCCUUGACGCCCUCAGCGAUAACAUGUUGAUUGGAUACAAGGCAUGCCUCACCUAUCACGAAUACGAUGAGAGCAUGCCGACGCCAAAGUUGAAGAAAGAGAACGCGAUCAAGACGCCGUGGAAGAUGUGGGAGUUCGUGUGUUCCAACUCCAACCGGCCGUUCGACGCGGAGGAGGAGCCCAUGCGGCUCAACGACUGGGUGUUGUGCAAAGUUACCAACAAGGACAACAAAGUUACCACCAAGAAGUUCAAACCACAACGCAGCAAGAAGCCGAAGAAGCCGAAGAAGCUACAGCAGGAGGAACAGCCACAAAACCAAGGCAUUGUGAUCAGGCAGCCCACGGGAGUUACUGCAGAUGGUAUUGUUAUGGAUGACAGUACGGGAGUCGAUUCAUAUGGUUGUGUAGAUGGUGCUGGUGCUCUUAAUUUCCAGAGGAACAUCUUCUACCACCGUUAA
Oryza sativa Japonica Group (Japanese rice) is the source of this 1047-nucleotide messenger RNA. The record is from RefSeq and is a predicted model, not a curated record. Lineage: Eukaryota; Viridiplantae; Streptophyta; Magnoliopsida; Poales; Poaceae.